GGACAACCCCGCGACGCAAAACCAAACACUUUUUUUAACUCUGUCAUUUAUCUAUCCAUCCUAUCUACACUUCCAUCCCUUUACGAUGUCUGAGCAGUGCAUCGAAUAAUUAAUAUUGCUUCGAGUUCCUCCGACCGACCCCACCUGUGCCCCUCCACCAAUCAAGGCCCAACAUGGCGACAUUCCCCUUUUCCUCGCAACGACCUCGCUAUCGAGUUCUCGACUCUGGCUCGAGAGAUCGUUCUCACCUUGUAGUCCACUACUGUAACCGAUUUCUCCGAAUCACCGUUGUCAUUCCCAUCCUCCUCGUACUCACCAUCCUCGUGGCCGGUCUAUUCAUCAUGGCCGAAGCUCGUUCAGCCGAGUCUCAUCUCGAGUUUUCCACGGUUCCGGGGUUCUUCUUGCAGGAUGAUCCGGAGACCGACCCGGAUACGUUUGACUAUGUCGCAUCCAAUUUCGGCCUCAUAAAUAGAGCCUACGACACAGACCCGGAGUUUGACCCGGAGGGCCAAAAGACGCAAUGGCAGCGUCUCGCCCACCACAUUGACGUGCUCAACGAGAACAGCGGGCCCGAGACAAGCUACAAGCUUCUCUUCCUCGGACGGCACGGCGAGGGGUUUCAUAACGUUGCGGAACAGAAGUACGGGACGGAGUUAUGGGAUUGCUACUGGUCUCUCCAAGACGGCGACGAAAACGGCACCUGGGUCGACUCGAGACUCACCAAGCUGGGCGAGUCGCAAGCCGAGACCGCCCACCGCGCUUGGAUCACGCAGAUCGAGGCCGGCAUCCCGUCGCCACAGUCGUACUACGCGAGUCCGUUGAACCGGUGCCUCGCGACGGCGAGCAUCACGUUCAAGGGGACCGGGUUGCCGCUGACGGAGCCGUUCCGGCCGCUGCUUAAAGAGCUCCUCCGCGAAACCAUUGGCCUGCACACCUGCGACUCGCGAUCCAGCAAAUCCGCCAUAGCGGCCGAAUACCCGCUAGUCCGAUUCGAGGAGGGCUUCGCCGAAGAAGACCCCCUGUACUCGUCCUCGCUGCGGGAGAGCGAUUCGGCGCGCGACGUCCGCUUCCGGGACCUCUUCCAGGACAUCUUCAGCCACGACGGGAACACGUAUCUCUCGCUGACGGCGCACUCGGGGGCCAUCACGAGUAUGUUGCAGGUUGUGCGGCAUCGGAAGUUUGCGCUGGCUACCGGGGGCGUUAUUCCGGUGUUGGUGAGGGCGGAGAGGGUGGCUGGUCCCCUGCCAGUGUGGGAGGUUGACGAUUGGACGGGGAAGCCGGAGUGUAAG
Aspergillus steynii IBT 23096 is the source of this 1289-nucleotide messenger RNA. RefSeq names its product histidine phosphatase family protein. The annotation marks the transcript as partial. NCBI's taxonomy places the organism in Eukaryota, Fungi, Ascomycota, Eurotiomycetes, Eurotiales, Aspergillaceae. Gene Ontology annotation, molecular function: phosphatase activity. The transcript has 5 exons. Gene Ontology annotation, cellular component: cytoplasm. The record is from RefSeq and is a predicted model, not a curated record.